Molecule: messenger RNA, 3422 nt
Organism: Paramecium sonneborni
Lineage: Eukaryota; Ciliophora; Oligohymenophorea; Peniculida; Parameciidae
Source: the annotation of a GenBank genome assembly
AUGAGUAUAAAAAGAAUAUCAAUUAGGAACUUACUAUCAUAUAAAGCUGUCGAUGUUGAAUUAGGAAACAACUUAAACAUAUUUGUUGGUAAGAAUGGAAGUGGUAAGUCUAAUUUCGUGAAUGCAUUGUUAUUUGCACUUACAGACAAGUUCGGAAGUUUAGAUAGAAAGAUGAUUGAAAAUGUAAGUAUUUAUUUAAUAAACAUUAUAAAGAAUCUAAUUUCAGAUGAAUAGCUACCUAUAUAAGUUUCUAUCACUUUAGAUAAUGGAAAUUAGAGAUUGCCUUACAGUACUGAAGAAGUUACAAUAAUGAGAUAAAUGACAACAAAGGAUGAGUAUUUUUUAAAUGGAAAGGCAUCAACUGUAAUUUAAUUUAGUAAUUUAUUACAAUGUAUUAAUCUCUCCCGCUAAAAUUACUACAAUAUUGUUAGAUAAGGUAAGAUAAGUAGGAUCUCAUAAAUGAGAGAUACAGAAGUAUUUGAGCUUCUAGAAGAGGUUAGUGGUGUAGCUUUGUAUGAAGAAAAAAAAUUAGAAACUAUGAAUAAUAUAAAAUAAGCAUAAUAAGAAAAAGAAGAGAUUGUGAAAAUAUUAAAUGAAUUAGGUACUUAAAUUAAAUAAUUACAUGAUGAAAAGGAAGCAUUUAAUUAAUUAAAAGAUAUUCAAAAAUAAAUAUAAUUACAUGAAGUUUAACUAUCAUUAAUAUCAGCUAAGAGUUUCUAACAUUAAUUAGUUGAUUUGAAUACAGAAUAAAGUAGAUUACAUAAUCAAUUACAAAGUCUUAUACAAUAAUAAUAGGAUUAUAGUAAUGCAUAAUUCAAAGCAAAUAAAGAAAUUGAAAUGUUUGAUUAAUUUCUUAGUGAAAAUUAGUACAAAAUAUAACAAUUUUAAAAAGAUGAAUUAAGUAUGCAAAAAUAAUUUGAAGAUUUAUCCAAAUAAUUAAAUGAAGUUAGAGAUAAAUUAAAUGCUCUUAAAAGUACUAGCAAAACUGCCAUCCAAGAAGAAUUCAAAACUACUGAAGAAAAUCUAGAAAAAGAAAUGAUAAAAAUUUAAGAAAAAUAAUUUUCUGUAGAUAAAGAUAUUUAAUAUUUCUAAAUCCUUUAAACAGAUGAUCCAAUCAAACGUUUUAAAGAUGAAAUUCAAUCUCUAACUAAAUAAUUAGAAGGCUAUCAAAAAGAAUAUAAAAAUGUUGAAUUUAAAAUCUCACAAAUUACCAAAGAGCUAAAUUAAUCCAAACAAUAAAAGUAGAAUCAAAUUAAUAUUGCAGAAGUGUAGAACAACAUCAAAAAAACAGAAGAUAAACUCUUAAAUUUAAGAAAAAAGCUUGAAUCUACUUAACUUGAUAAUAUGGAAUUACAGAAGACUAAAACUCAUUAAUAAUAAAAGUUAUGCAAACUUUAAAAUGAAUAAGAUAUCGAAUGCAAUUAACUAGAUAAAUAAAUGAGAGAUAUUUUCACAUCUUCAAUUAUUAAAAUUAUGGAGUUUGCAGAAGAAAAAGGAUUAACUGUUUAUGGAAUAUUUGCUUAAUUAAUGAAUGUUAAAUAAAAGCGAUUAUUGCCUCUAAUAGAAACUGCUAGUGGCCCUCGUUUAUUCAGUUUAAUUGUCUCAGAUACUCAAACAGCUAAAUAAAUUAUUGAUUUUAAUAAAGAUUAAUAAGGAUCUGUUUUAAGAAUAUAUCCUCUUGAUUUAAUAGAUGAUAGAGUCUCUUCUUUUGAUGCUCCAAAAGAUACUAUCAAUUUAUAAGACUAAGUUUCAUUAAAUGGAGAUUUUCCCAAAAAAAAGGCACUUAUUGCUAAAGUAAUUGGUAAAUGGAUUGCUGUUAAGGAUUAUCAAACAGCCUUAGAUAUCUCAUCCAAAUAUGAAAUCAAUUGUAUUACUUAAGAUAAUGAAGUUGUUUAUGCAGACAGUUUCUUAACUAAAGUUGGAGCUACUAAAGUCUAACAAAGUAAAACUAUUUCAUUAUAAAAAAUAUUGGCUAUGAAUCAAGAAAUUAAAAUGUUAACUAAAUAAGAUUAAGAGAUGGAAUAAUAAAUGGAAGAAGACUAAAAUAAGUUAUUAGAAAUUUAAAGGGAAAUUUAAAACUCUAAAAAUAAUUUAAACAAUUUAAAUCAAUAAUUACAAUCUUAAGAUAAUGCCACGAUUGAAAAAAAAUAAAGAGAAUUAGAUGCUCUUCAAUAACUUGCUAAAUAAUUAGAUAUUCCAAUACAGGAUACUAAUAAUAGGAUUAAUGAUAUUCAAUUAAAAUUAAAAAAUCCUAAACAAAUUAAAAAGGGAUUGAGUGAUGAAGAUAUUAAUAAUCUUUAAAAAUUGGUUAAAGAAAAAUAAUUACUAUCUCAAUAAAUGACAAAUUUGAUGAACAAAAAGAACGAAAUUAAAAUGAGGUAAUAAAAGAAGGUUGAUGUAAAUAAAAUUCAACAAUUAGAACAAUUACAAAAUGAAUUAAAAUAAUAAACUGACUAACUCAAUUUGUAAUUAAAAGGAAAGUAAAAAUUUCACUCAGAAAUACUCUAAACUUUAAAUGAAAAUUAAAAAAAUUUAGCUUAAGCUAUAAAAGAAAGAGAUAAUGCAAAAUUAGAGAAAAGUAAAAUAGAUUUAAAAAUUGAUUCUUUAAAAAAUUAACAAACUGAAUUUGAAAUGCAAGCUCAAUAGUGUGUUAAUUAAUUAGAAACAAUUGAAAAAGAUAAAAGAUUGAUUGAUGCAUUUAGUGAGAUAGAUGAAUAAUAAUCCAAAAAUUAAAUUAUUAAAAAGAUUAAAGAACUUAAAACAAAGUUUAAUCAUAAAUUUACUUAAAAAGAUUAAAGUUUGUUUGAAAAAUUAAAUGAAAUUGAAACACGAUUCUCAGAUUAUUAACAAAAACUAUAAAAUUUAAAAUAAAUUUAAUAAGAUUUUGAUAAUCUAUGUGAUGUGAUGGAUAAGAAAGCAGAAAGUUUAUUGUAAGACUAAUUAUAUAAAAAAUUUGCUGAAUAUUUUAGACAUUACUUUUUAUAAAUUGUUACCACAGGAGAAUGUUAAAUUAAAUUAAUAAAAGGUUUGAGAAAGAAUAACAAAAAAAAUUGGGGAAUAGACAUUAAAGUGUCAUUCAAAAAUAAAGAAGUUUAGAAUUGGACAUCCUUUUCUAGUGGUGAGAAGACCAUAGUUGCAUUUGUCAUUUUAAUUUCUUUAUAAAAAUGCGAUCCAGCUCCAUUUUACAUUUUAGAUGAAUUUGAUGCUGCUCUUGAUGAUAAUUUUAGAAAUCAAGUAGCUUAAAUAAUUUUGAAUUUGUCAAAAGAAUCUUAAUAUAUAAUUAUUACAUUUAGACCUGAACUUAUAAAUUUGAAUAGUGAUUUGGUGACAUUUUACAAAGUAUCUCAUCACAAUUAAUAAAGUUCAGUAAUUAAAACAACUUAAUAAGAAGCAAAGAAAAUACUCAAAGCUUGAAGUUAUGA